Messenger RNA from Gasterosteus aculeatus aculeatus (three-spined stickleback), 5200 nucleotides. It is a transcript of the gene arhgef10, whose product is annotated as Rho guanine nucleotide exchange factor (GEF) 10. Gene Ontology annotation, biological process: actin cytoskeleton organization; mitotic spindle assembly; positive regulation of stress fiber assembly. NCBI's taxonomy places the organism in Eukaryota, Metazoa, Chordata, Actinopteri, Perciformes, Gasterosteidae. Gene Ontology annotation, molecular function: guanyl-nucleotide exchange factor activity; protein binding. Gene Ontology annotation, cellular component: centrosome. The record is from RefSeq and is a predicted model, not a curated record.
AAGGUCGAGCGUUUUCAUGGAUGGAGUCAGCUCGCAUCGAAGUGAGUAAAGUUAAAAGAAGGACACUGGGCGAGCACUGGAUGUGUUUUAAUCCGUUUUUAACUCACAAAUGCACCGCGCUUGACACUUGCGGGGGGUUACCGCGAAAGGGAUAUUCUUUUUUUCAGUGGAAAAGUCAAUAAAAUGGAAUGUGUGUCGGCGUAGUUGAUCCCCUACAUGCCGCUGGCUGACGAGCAGGAGAAGAGCAGAAAGCAUGGACGUGGAAGACUUUCCUCCCCCGCCUCCUGAAAUGUUGGCGGACGACGCCGAUGAAGAUGAGGGGGAAGCCUUUGACUUUGACGACAGCGGCGACGACAACGUCCCCGAAGCGGACUGCCCGCCCCCCGCACCUCCGGCCCCCCUCGCUGCAGGCAGCGCGGACGGGGGCCGGGACGUCCGUCCCCCCGAGGGCCGCCUCGCCAGCCCGGCACCACCGGCGCCUCCGUCCCCGGCCGACGCAGCUCCGUCAGCGGCAGACACAACAGCUGCCACGAGCCGAUCCACCGCAGCAGGAGGGGACGGGACGUCUGGUGACACGGAGACAGACUUGCCUCCACCCCCUCCUCUCGAUGAGGACGGAGCAGAGGCAGAUCCUGGAGGAACAGGCGGUGAGGUCCAGGAUGCGUCCAGCGGUGACCCCCGCCAGGCCGUCCCCAAAAGCUCCCCCCGGGGCAAAGUCAACCCCUACUCUGUGAUCGACAUCACUCCUCUGCAACUGCAGCCGCCUGAGCAGCAGCAGCAUCAUGGACCCUCCUCUGCUGCCAACUCGCCAACGGAGCCCGAGGAACCGGAGGGAGACCCCCAGGACAUCCCCAGCGGCCCCGCUGGCCCCCCCCCAGGACACCCUGCCCCGGUGCCCUGCGGCUACGCCACCCCCUCCGGUGUGCCGCUCAUCACGCCGGCGUACACCACCCCCGUCAUCAUUCGCCACCUCUCCGUGGAUGAGGAUGUCGCUGUGGUGGGGGCCGGCAGCACCUCUGUGGACGGUGAAGCGAGUCCGCCUGUUCGGGAAGAGGACGCUUUGGCUAAAUGGGCCUCCGAUCCCGCCAACACAGCGUGGAUGGACAAUCCAGACGAGGUGAUUUACGAUGACGUGCCGAGAGAGAACUCUGACUCCAACACAGACCCCGACGAGAUGAUCUACGACGACGUGGAGCUCGGCGAGGGCGGCGACAGCUCCCUCGACAACGGCUGGAGCUCCAGCGAGUUCGAAAGCUACGACGAGGCCAGCGACGGCGAAGGUCGCCCCGAGAACGGCCUGCCGCACGCCUACAUGAGAGGGAAGCCCCCCCAGGGGAAAACCCACCUCUCUCAAGAUCUGACACGCUUGAAAGAACACUAUGAGAAAAGGAUGAAAGAUCUAAUGGCAAAUGCAGUGGGAACGGUAGAGCUGCAGCAGUUAAAACACAAACAGGAGCAGAAGAUGCAAAAGCUGGUGAAAGCCGCUAAGGAAGGGACCAAAGACGGACUUGAGAAGACCAAAGCUGCAGUAAAGAAGGGACGCUCUUUCAUCAAAACCAAGUCAUUCUGUCACGAGAGGAAGUCUGUCUUUUUGGAGGAUGAGGAGUCGGAGCUCUUCAUCGAGGUGGACUGUUUCAACGUUGAGCCGGUGCUGUGUCCCCCGCCGCCGGGUCUUUCACAGCAACAGCUGGUGAGAAGAUGUAUUUUGGGAUCAAUACUGGAGAGCGAGAAGAACUAUCUCGACGCACUGAAGAGGAUAUUGGAGCAAUACGAGAAGCCCCUGUCCCAGCUGGAGCCAAGGCUGCUGAGCGACAGGAAGCUGAAGAUGACCUUCUAUCGCGUGCGAGAGAUCCUGCAGUGCCACUUCCUGUUCCAGAUCGCCCUGGCGAGCCGCGUCGCCGAGUGGGACAGCCUGGAGAUGAUCGGGGAUGUCUUCGUCGCAUCAUUCUCAAAGUCCAUGCUGCUGGACGCCUACAGUGAGUAUGUGAACAACUUCAGCACCGCCAUGGCCGUGGUGAGGAAGACGUGCGCCUCCAAACCCGGCUUCCUGGAAUUCCUCAAGCAUCGCCAGGAGACCAGCAGCGACCGGAUGACUCUGUACGGCCUGAUGAUGAAACCCAUCCAGAGGUUCCCGCAGUUCAUCCUGCUCCUUCAGGACAUGCUGAAGAACACACCGGCGGGCCACGCCGACCGCCUGCCCCUGCAGAUGGCCCUGGCUGAACUGGAGACACUGGCAGAGAAGCUCAACGAAAAGAAGAGGGAAGCCGACCAGCGCUGCGAGAUCCGCCACAUUGCGAAGGCCAUGAACGAACGCUACCUCAACAAGCUCCUGAGCAACGGCAGCCGCUACCUGAUCCGCUCCGACGACAUGGUGGAGACUGUCUACAACGAGCGUGGUGAAGUCAUCAAAACCAAGGAGAGACGCCUCUUCCUGCUCAACGACGUUCUCAUGUGUGCGACGGCCAAUGUCCGGUGUCCGGAUGGCAGCGGCAACGUCCCGCUCGACCAGAAGUUCCUUCUCAAGUGGAGCGUGCCUUUGAGCUUCGUGGAAGUGCUGGAGUUUGGAUCCAGCGAGGACAUGGCCGACAGCAGUCGCUACCCAGCGUCCCAUUCCGGGGAGAAGGUGGUCAUCAAUGCAAAGCCAAACAAGCUGUACAUGGGCCCCGGCCAGUUGUACCAAGAUCUGCAGAACCUGAUCCACGACCUCAGCCUGGUCAACCAGAUCUCCUCCCUGAUCCACAGCCUCAAAGGCAACUACCAGAAUGUGAACUCGGCAGUGGCCCAGGAUUGGGUGUCAGGUCUCCAGAGGCUCAUCCUGAAGAAGGAGGAGGAGAUCAGGGCAGCUGACCGUUGUAGGAUCCAGCUCCAGCUGCCUGGCAAACAUGACAAGUCGGGCAGACCAACCUAUUUCAGCGCAGUAUUCAAUACUCUCAGCCCGGCCACCAAGCAGUCAUGGAUCACCAACCUGCAGAUGGCCAAGCUUGCUUUAGAGGAGGACAACCUGCAGGGCUGGUUCUUCGCUGAGGAGGACGGGAAUCAGAUCAAGAAGCAGAAACACCCUCUCUUGCUCCGGCAGAUGCCCGUGGUGAUGUCCAAACUCCAAGAGUUCAAAGUGGAAUGUGCGGUUCAUAAUCCAGAGCCGCACAUCAACACGGAGAGCACGGCGGAUACUCCCGUGGUGGGCCAUGGCUGUGUCUGGGUUGCGAGUUGCACCAACCAGAUGGGCCAGAUAUCCAUCGUGGCCAUGCAGAGCUCCAGCCCCAAGGUGACCGAGUGUUUCAACGUGGAGUCCCGUAUCCUCUGCAUGGCCUACGUCCCUGCGGAGCAACCUCAGGAGGAUGGCGAGAGCAAGAUUCACGAAAACGCCGACGCCCCCGCGGCGAAGGCCAGUGAUUCUCCCAGUGUGUGUCUGGGCAUGGAGGAGGGCAGCGUCAUCGUGUACAAGAGCAGCCAACGGUGCAAGAAAGUCCGUCUGCAGCACUUCUUCAGCCCGGACAAGUCCACCGUCACCAGCCUGGUGUACAAGGAGCGCUGCCUGUACGUGGGCCUGGUCAGCGGCUCCGUGGCAGUCUACUCCAGAUCACCAGACGGUUUGUGGAGCAGCGAAAAGCCCGCGGUGCUGAAACUGGGCGUCCUCCCGGUGAAGGCCAUGCUGGCUGUGGGAGAGCACCUCUGGGCCUCGACGGGUGGACAGGUCUUCAUCAUCAGCGCCCACACGCACUGUGUGGAGAGGCAGCUGGAGGUCCACCAGGAGGAGGGCAUGGUGGUGUCCCACAUGGUGGUGGCGGGGGUGGGCAUCUGGAUCGCCUUCAGCUCCGGUUCCACUCUGCGCCUUUUCCACACCGAGACGCUGGAGCACCUGCAGGACAUUAACAUCGCCACACCUGUCCACAACACGCUACCUGGAAACCAGAGAGUGUCGGUGAGCAGUCUGCUGGUCUGUCACGGCCUCCUGCUGGUCGGGACCAACCUGGGGGUGACUGUGGCCCUCUCGGUGCCCAGACUGCAGGGGAUCCCCAAGGUCACAGGUCGGGGGAUGGUGUCCCUACACGCCCACAACGGCCCCGUCAAGUUCCUCAGCGUGGCUGCCGCCGUGUGCAACCGGCCCCCGGUCCCGUCGGCCUCCACCCCUCCCACCUCACUUCAGCCGACGGAGACGGACGGCGGGGACGGGGAGAACCCCCGGGCCCCCUCGGAUUCGGAUUCGGCCCCGACCGCCCCGCAGCGGGGCGUGUGGCUGGGAGAGGCGGGCUGCACCUCCAUGGCUCUCCAGGACUCCCUGUCCUCCUCGUCCUGCGGCUCCCUAGCGCCGUCCCAGGGCUCUCUGGAGCACGGGCCCGAGGACGGGGCCCUCUACGACGUGCUCCACGACCCGGCCCACCACCGGAGGGGCCGCCGGGCCAGCAAGGUGGACGUCAGCUCUCUGCUGGUGGUGUCCGGAGGCCUCGGCCACCGCAGGGUCAACAGAAAGACCAAGCAGUCUCGCCAUGAGGACACCACCUCCACCAUCUUCAUCUGGCAGAUCCCCUUGCUCAACAUGUGACCCGCCCCCUCCUACCUAUCUCACCUAUAUCGUUAGUGCUCCAAUGACUUCUCCUGGCGAGGAAGAAAAAGCAAAACGAUCGAUACAAGCGCUCGACGGAGAGGCUCCACGCGGAGCCCGUCGGACGGGGGCGAACGCGGAGAGCUCUUUAUUUUCUCCCCCCGAUGAAGUUAGUUGCUUUGUAACACGGCUAACACAUUACUCCCCCGUGUUUGUGCCGUACCAGCGGACUGUGAGGGACGGCGGCAUGCAAAUCAGUGUUGAUGCCCUCUUGCAAGGUGUGAAAGGAAACGAAAGGGGGCUUUGAAUCUGUCACGUUGAGGGUAAAUUAAGAUUAGCUUUUGGCCUGUUGGGCAUCUAUGGAGGCCCCAGGUGUAAGAGGGUCAUCUUUAGUCAACAGAGGAAAAAGGGAUGGAGAAAUAUCGAUGGCUGAACUUGUUCGGGAAGGCUUCAUCCUGGCUGGCCAGGUUUUUAAUUAAUAAAGCAACUAAUGUGUUGUCGUCACCAGGAGAGAUUUCACCCCCAAUGAAUAUUUUUGUCUUACAUGAGGAUAUUUAAAAGAAAAAAAAAAAGGAAGAAAAAAAACUUUGUACCUUUUGUCACAAUUUGUAUGUACUUCUUUGUAUUAACAAAUACAUAAACUGUUUUAUUGAGCAA